AUGCAAGAUCGCUUUACGAAGUGGAUUGAGAUCGCCCCGCUGCGGAAGGCUACAGCGACCAACGUGACGAAGGCCUUCACCGACCAAGUAAUCUACCGUCACGGGUGCCCCGAAAGAUUGUUGACCGACAACGGGACCCAACUCAAAUCAGCGCAGCUAGCCAAAGUACUGCAAACCUUUGGCAUCCAACACCGAACGACGCCGCCGUACACGCCGCAGUGCAACCCGGUCGAACGAGCAAACCGGACGAUAAAAACCAUGAUCGCCCAGUACGUAGGGAAGAACCAGAAGGCCUGGGACGAUCAUGUGCCCGCCCUUCGGUACGCUUUCAACACCGCAUGGAAUGAGGCGACCGGGUACACUCCUGCCUACCUCAACCACGGCAGAGAGCUAGCCCGGCCGCACCCUGAAGACCGGCAACACCAGCAGGCCGCCGCAGCACCAGAAACAAUAGAGCGACACUUGGGGGAGGCACACGAGCUCGUACGAAUCCACCUGGCCCGGGCGUUUCAACACCAGGAACGCCACUACAACCUACGGCGACGAAACUGGCAACCACGACUUGCGGAGCUCGUGUGGAGAAGAAACCACGCCCUCUCCAAUAAGGCCGACGCGUUCAACGCGAAAUUAGCUCCGAAGUAUGUGGGGCCCCUAGAGGUACGGCGGAUCGUAUCACCCGUAAUAGUGGACCUCCGGGAUCGACAAGGGCGCUGGCACCGCCACGUCCACGUCCAAGAAUUAAAAGAGCAUCCGGACCAAACCACAAACAACCCGGACGAACCAAGGGCACCGCCCCCAAACAACGCCGCCGUGACGUUGGCCCUGGACGAAGGCGAACGACGACACCGCCGCAAUCGUCAACGGUCAUAUCACGUUGUAAAGUAA
Molecule: messenger RNA, 885 nt
Organism: Formica exsecta
Lineage: Eukaryota; Metazoa; Arthropoda; Insecta; Hymenoptera; Formicidae
Exons: 1
Coding region: 1-885 (294 amino acids)
Biological process (GO): DNA integration
Molecular function (GO): nucleic acid binding
Source: RefSeq, a predicted model, not a curated record